Molecule: messenger RNA, 321 nt
Organism: Fusarium keratoplasticum
Lineage: Eukaryota; Fungi; Ascomycota; Sordariomycetes; Hypocreales; Nectriaceae
Exons: 1
Coding region: 1-321 (106 amino acids)
Source: RefSeq, a predicted model, not a curated record
AUGGAUCAUCGUCCCUCCACAAGCUCCGACGCCGCCUCCACCCUCUCGGGCUCGACCGUCUUCUCCACCUCCAAGGACGCACAGCCGACACCGCCAGCAAAGGUCGAAGCCAUCACCGAGACCUUGGCCAAGAAUGAGCUGCCAAAUGACCCCGCCCAGAAGCAGCGACGGGGCGUGCGACAGCGCGUCCGCGAUGUGGUGGCAGACCUCGGCCGCCCGCCCACCGCGAGGAGCGACGCCAGGGAGGGGAGGCCCACGCCGAACCACGUCGACGUCGGGCCUGCGCCUCGCACGGCUUUGAUGGGCUCGACGACUGUUUGA